This is a messenger RNA of Gossypium raimondii (Peruvian cotton), 2594 nucleotides long. Its product is annotated as potassium transporter 6. Gene Ontology annotation, biological process: potassium ion transmembrane transport. The transcript has 8 exons. Bases 113 to 2488 code for a protein of 791 amino acids. Gene Ontology annotation, cellular component: membrane. Gene Ontology annotation, molecular function: potassium ion transmembrane transporter activity. The record is from RefSeq and is a predicted model, not a curated record. NCBI's taxonomy places the organism in Eukaryota, Viridiplantae, Streptophyta, Magnoliopsida, Malvales, Malvaceae.
ACUACAUAGACUCGACCGCUCCUUAAUUCCCAAUCUUGUCUUUAAGCUCCUUUUUUUUUUUUCCCAAUGAAAGCUUCUAGGUUAUCUGUAACUUAGCCACUGUUAUCUGUUAAUGGAUUCUCCAUUGAGACAUGGAACCUACUGUUAUCCCUUCAAGAAGGAAACCUGGAUGCAUACAAUCCUUCUGUCAUUCCAAAGCAUCGGAGUAGUUUACGGUCGAUUGAGUACUGCUCCUUUAUACGUCUUCGGUUCGAUCCCUCAAAACGACUUCAAAUCUGAUGAGAGUGCGUACGAAUACUUCUCGUUUAUCUUCUGGACGUUAACGGUCCUAUCGUUAGUGAAAUAUACCUUCAUAGUACUCAAAGCCGACAAUGACGGAGAAGGUGGUACUUUUGCUUUGUACUCACUAUUGUGUAAGCAUGCAAAAGUCGGUCUACUCCCUAACGAUAAAACUUCCGAUGAUGUUACAAAUAACGAGACCGGAAGUCCUUCCCGCACCAAAGCCGAAUCGAGAGCACGAAGGGCUAUCGCAAAACAUAAGAGUAGUCAUUACUUGAUGUUGUUCUUAGCAUUGUUCGGUUCUUGCAUGAUAAUAUGUGAUGCAGUCCUUACUCCGGCUAUUUCGGUUUUAUCGGCUGCAUCGGGUCUUCGACGAUCGUUAACGGAUAUCAAAUAUUCGUCAUCCCGUAAAACAGAGGAUUCGGUAUUGAAAGAUCUAAGGAAAUAUGUACCUGUGCCUACUGCAUGUGCCAUUUUGGUUUGCCUUUUCACUCUACAACAAUACGGUAGCCAUAGAAUCGGGUCGAUCUUCGCUCCGGUAGUCAUAUUAUGGCUUUUAUUUAUUACCGGAGUCGGUAUAUAUAACAUUUUUCACUACGAUCCACAUAUCGUAUUUGCAAUCUCCCCGAAGUACAUGUACAAGUUUUUCCAAAGUAUAAGCUGGCGUAGUUGGAGAUCAUUGGGCAGUAUUACUCUUUGUGUCGCAGGAUCGGAAGCAAUGUUUGCCGAUAUCGGUCAUUUCUCGACGAAAUCGAUCAAGAUGACGUUCGUAUGCUUGAUUUACCCGGUUCUUAUUUUAAGUUAUGCCGGUCAAGCCGCAUUCAUCUCCCACGCACUCUCCAUAAAGGAUUCAUCCUUCGCUAUAGAAGAUUAUAACCAUUUUUAUAGAUCCGUACCCGAUCAUAUUCACUAUGUAUUCACGAUAUUAUCUCUACUUGCAUCGGCAAUCGGAAGCCAAGCAACGAUAACUGCAUGUUUUUCGAUCGUAAACCAAUGCCUAGCGCUUGGUUGCUUCCCGAGAGUAAAAGUGAUUCAUACAUCAGAUAAGAUACACGGCCAGGUCUAUAUCCCGGAUCUUAACUGGAUGAUAAUGAUUCUUAGCCUCGGUAUUACAAUCGGUUUCCAUGAUAUCGUGCGAAUCGGAAAUGCAUCAGGCAUGGCUAUAAUCUCUGGCAUGUUGGUAACAACUUGUUUAACGUCACUUGUGAUUGCUCUAUACUGGGAAAAGAGUCUGCUGCUGUCCGCUUGCUUUUUGGUGUUUUUUGGGUCGAUUGAAGCCAUUUAUUUGUCAUCGAACUUGUUGAAUUUUCACAAAGGAGCAUGGUAUCUUGCUGUUCUUUUGGCACUAAGCUUGACUACCAUGGUUGCAUGGCAUUAUGGGACAUUGAAGAAAUAUCAGUUUGAUAUAGAAAACAAGGUGUCUAUGGAAUGGCUUACGGAUCCCACCUCAGGUCUGAGAGUUUCCAGGGUGCCUGGAAUAGGCUUUGUUUACACCAACGUAGUAACCGGAAUCCCAGCUUUCUUCUCCCAUUUCAUCACGAACGUACCAGCUUUUCAUCAAGUGCUGAUUUUUGUGUCAUUCAAGUCAUUGCCGAAACCUUUUGUUUCACCGACUAAGCGUUACCUUAUAGGCAGAGUUGGUAAUAGAGAUAAUAAAAUUUAUCGAUGCAUCGUACGAUACGGAUACCACGAUCACAUUAGAGACUCAGAUGAUUUCGAGGAACAAAUCAUCCGCUCGAUCGGAGAGUUCAUUUCCUUGGAAGAACACGACGCCGAGUCUUUGAUAUCAACCGAAGGAAAAAUGAUUAUCGUAGGUAAACAACUCCCCGAAGGGGAUGCUCUGAUACCAUUACACGAUACAGGAGCCACAAGCUCGCCCCGUGCAUCAACUCAAACGAACAUAAACACAACCGAGGAUACUAACCCGAAAAUAAAGAGGAAAAAGGUACGAUUCAUGUUGCCGGCUAAUAGCCCAAAAAUGUGUCCGUCAGUGCGAGAGGAACUAAACGAACUGGUUGAUGCGAGGGAAAGUGGGACAGCAUAUUUCUUGGGUCAAUCGCAUAUAGCAGUACGUAACGGCUCAAACUUUAUCAAGCGAUUCCUCAUAAUGGUGUAUGUUUUCUUCGAUAAAAAUUGCAGAGAGCCUCAUGUGGCAUUGAACAUCCCUCAUGCAGCAUUGGUGGAAGUUGGUAUGGUCUAUACUAUAUAAUUUGUAAAGUUAUUGAGUAGAAAAAUAUAUACAAUAUCGUCUCCAAAGUUUAAACCUGCGUUUUCCCAUUAGAGAUCAGUACAAUGUGUUUUACCAUUGCACCUAA